ACAGGUGUCUGCUUUUCGAACAAGCGUGCAGUUUUACCUGCUUCUCUCGUUCUUUUUUCUCUAGAACAUGUUAGGGCAUAAAGCCAACAUGCAUGAUAAAAAGAUUUGAGUUAACCCCCCUCCUUCAACGCCCCCUUGCUGCCCUCUCUCUCUCUCUCUCUCCGCUCGCAUCUCAAACAAAACAGCUUCUAUUUUUUAAUCAUUGCUAUUCACUAAAAACACGCACACGUGCACAAACUCACAACAUGCCUCUCUUUCUCUUCUCUUCUCUUUCCCCCCUCCAUCCUUUAUCAUGCACACAUCUCUGCCUUCCCUUUGCCCACUACUCCCACGGGAGGCAGAGCGCUUGAGGGCCGAGGGGCGUGAGGAGAGGAGGAGGAAGAAGAGGAGGAGGAAGGAUUGGAGGGAGGAGGCGGCGUUAGACAAUGCCCAUUCCUCCAAUAUAUUCCGUCCCCUCCGUCCAUGAAGUGAGCCUUUAUUAGUGAGGAUCGUUUGGAUCUUAUCUUCCACAUGACGCGCGGCGGAUGAGGAGGAAUCAGAGCGACGAGGCGGGGGGGAUUUAUCUGCGAUCUGGAAGAGUGUCGCUUAUCUCCAGCCUCUUCAUCCCCAUCUUCCACAGGCGGACGGACCAGUAGCCUCUCUAUCAGCCCGGCUCAUCUAUUGUCUGAAAUCCAACCGAGGACCGGCUGAUCCCCUCUUAUCAUCACCCUAAUCCUUUUCUUUUUUUUUUUUUUUGGUUUGUUUGUUUUUAAUUGUCACAUUUUUCUGCACAUUUCCUGAACUGAUCCCUGGAAGACUUCUGGUCCGUUUUCAACGCGUUCUGUGAUGCAAGUUUCCAUCAGGAAAAAGUGAAAAAAGUACUUUGUCUCUGCGUUUCUUGAGCCUGAACUCGUCUCUCUCACAUCUGAUGCUCGUUCAGCUCGUGGAAUAUGAGUUAAUUGGGAGUUGCGUUAAUUAAACGAAGAACCAAAUUGCCUCCCAACUCUCUUUCUAGGUUUUCCAGGAGGAUCUCCCUCCAGCCCUCCCAGCGUAAAAAUGAUGCUGAGUCCGGAUCAAGCCGAGGCGGACCUGUCGUGGACCCAGUCCGACCCGGAGUCGAUGCUCAACGGCCUCAAGUCGGCCGGCUGCACCUCGGACGAGCCGACCGAGGGCGAGGAGCAGCGGGCCAAAUGCAAAGCCGAGCAGCCGCUGAGCAGGGAGGAGAAGAGGAGGCGGCGGCGGGCCACCGCCAAGUACCGCUCCGCGCACGCAACCCGGGAGCGGAUCCGGGUGGAGGCGUUCAACGUGGCCUUCGCGGAGCUGCGCAAGCUGCUGCCCACGUUGCCCCCGGACAAGAAACUCUCCAAGAUCGAGAUCCUCAGACUGGCUAUUUGCUACAUCUCCUACCUGAACCACGUGUUGGAUGUUUGAGUGGGAGCGGACCGGUGGGACAUUUCUACAGAGCGCAGUAUUUUCUCAGCCUUUCACAGAUGAUGCUUUGUGCAGACGCUGCACUGACUAAACCACUGAGAAUUCAACCAAUAAAAUUGGAGGGACAAUUUAGUCGGGUAGAGUUAUUAUCACUUGAUUUGUCACUUUGCAAACCAGAAAACACUGAAAUUCUAAAUAAUUAAAUGAAUUGGCCUAAUCUGGUGGUUGUCAAAGUUAAAACUGCUAAGAUGUGGCAGCAACCGCCUCACUGUUAAAAAGUUCAGCUUGCCAGCAACUCUGACUGUUGAAUACUAACUUAUUAAACACAUUUUUAAAGCAACCAUAACUCCAUGGUACCUUCCUGGGUCUGCACAGCAUGCAGGACGGAUACAAAGAAGAAAAUCUGUUUGAAUUCAUUAAACAUCACAUUUCAAACCACAUAAGUUGAAUUAAUUUAAUUAAUAUCCCCUCAAAUAAAUUAUUGCAGUGGUAGAACAUUUACAAUCUUAAAGAACUUUUUGUGGUUUUCACAGUUUUCCACUCAAAGGUGUGAAAAUCAUCUUACACCAAUUAUGUAACCAUCCAUUUUUUCACUAUGUAUUUUUUAAAUUGUAAAAAAUCAGUGAGAUAAUAAAUAUUUCCUCUCAGACUUUGAUGAGUGAUGGGGAGACCAGAGCUGAAUAUCGAGGCCUUUUAAGCUCUGGAAUCAAUACAAAUAUAAUGCAUAAUUCUGACUGAACUAAACUGUACAAGUUAAAUAAAAUCGGUGCAAUUGUUUGGAUUUAUAUAGUAAAUAGAUUUGAACAGUAUUUCUGUUGGGAAAUAUGUAUGUUUACCACAUAAGUUAGACUCUAAUUUAGCUGUUAAGAUCAUUUUGGUGAUCUAAUUAAAAGUUGCCCUGAAAACUACAACUGCCUCAGGUUUGCAAAACUCCACUUGCCAGCAACUUUCACUUUAGCAUUAGCGCUGUUGCUAAACUACCUUUAAUCUGGACAUGAUUUUAAAAUUUUAAAUUCCUGCUUGAAAUAGAACAUAAAAUUUUUUUGAAGCAAAUUUGACUUUAGUCGCUGUGUCAGGCUGUGGGGGGCAUUUUUCACAUCAAAAUGAAGGGAUGUAAACAAGAUAGCUGCUUUAGAUCUUAUAGUUUAGAAGAUGUUUUCCGUAAAAGGAAAGAAAAAAAUAAUUCAACGCGUCAAGUGCUACUUAUGACAUGAAAAAUUGUGACCUUAAUCAUUUUAAAGUGUAUUUAUUUAUUUAUUUAUUUAUUGAAUUGCGUUAAUAUUAUUGCUAAUUUAUUUAUGUGUAUCUUUCUUUCUGUAUAAAUGUAUAUUGUUUGUUGAUUCAAUAUAUUUUUAGGCUGUGAAAUUGAACGUGGUAAGUAAUGGUGUUUUCCUGUUUAAAAAAAAAAGAAAUAUGGCACUUUCUGUUAAUCCACUGCAUCUCCUGUUUGCUUUUAAUGUAUGUUCGAUGUCUCCCUGUUUUGCUUUGAUAAUGUCUGUUAUGGAUCGAUGGCAACGAUGAGCACUUGAACUGUGGGGCCCCACGGCCCCGUAGAUAUUUGCUUCCCUAAAACGUUGUGUUGGGACGUCAUUCAGUUUCCAGAUUGGCCGAGUUUUUCUCUCAAGAGGUUCUGUUGCGAUUUCCAGAAUGAAAUCUCUUCUUUUGCUGUGACCAAAAACAAAGUCUGAAUUUCCUCUCUUCGAUGUGCUGAUGUUAGGCUCUUAUUUCAGAAAACAUUUAUUUGUUUGUCUCUUCUUUGUAUCCUGAAAAUUCCAAUAAGUAAUUUUAUAGCAAAAGGAGAAAAAAAACAUAUCCUCUAUCCAAAGAUUUUUUUGUCUCUUCAGGGUUGUGUAGGCUUGUUGCUUUAUGCAGAUUUUUUAGUAGAGUUAUUGUGUGACAGCUGGUUUCUAAUGGACAGACUUUUUUCAUAUUUCCGGUGUUAUUUUUAAUUAAAAACAAAUGCUAAAGAAAGACUCCAUUUCCUAUGUUGGAAUACAUUUAAAACAUUUCAGUCCAUUAAAUACGUAAGCUAACAACAUGCUAAGCUGAGACAACCGUGCUGUAUGGUAAGCCAUUAGUGACAAAUAUUGGGGCUCCCAGCCUAUCUGUCGUAAAAAUCCAAAUGUAUUAAGUCAGGACAUCUGCUUUAUAUCUGUAAGUGGUGCUAUGAAUGCCUUCUUUUGAAAUUUGCAAUAUUUUGUUGUUUAUGAGUGACUGAAUAAGUGGCAGCCAAUUCAAACCUGCUGGCAGAAAAUAUCGAUUUUUAACUUGCUUAAGUAAAAUCCCAAUUCAUUGAACUGUUGGAAAAUAGCAUGAAGGUUUUUGUGCUACACUUUAGCAAACUACUUUACUAUGAUUUACAUGAGCUGUAUUGAUAUUAAAUAAUGAUAACGAGGUCAGUUGACGAGCUCUACCUUUCUAAUCAUAAUUCUGGCUUUUGCUGAACUACAAACAUAGAAAACCAGAAUAUAAACCACAGAAUUCAUAAAAUGCGCACACAUCUUCACAGGAUG
Messenger RNA from Poeciliopsis prolifica (blackstripe livebearer), 3923 nucleotides. It is a transcript of the gene nhlh2, whose product is annotated as nescient helix loop helix 2. Gene Ontology annotation, molecular function: RNA polymerase II cis-regulatory region sequence-specific DNA binding; DNA-binding transcription factor activity, RNA polymerase II-specific; protein dimerization activity. Gene Ontology annotation, biological process: regulation of transcription by RNA polymerase II. The record is from RefSeq and is a predicted model, not a curated record. NCBI's taxonomy places the organism in Eukaryota, Metazoa, Chordata, Actinopteri, Cyprinodontiformes, Poeciliidae. The transcript is spliced from 2 exons. Bases 1036 to 1410 code for a protein of 124 amino acids.